AUGGGCCCCUCUGGGGCCACCUCAUAUGGAAGUGCUGUGGUGCACUUUGUUGCAUGGCACAGUGAUGGCACAGAACCCUCUCACAUGCACAGUAAGGAUGAAGGCAAUUUUUUCCGUGGAUAUGAGUGGUGGCUUAUGAAAGAAGCCAAGAAGAGAAAUCCAAACAUCAAGCUGAUUGGUCUUCCCUGGGCAUUUCCGGGAUGGGUUGGAGAAGGAACCCAAUGGCCUUACUUCUUUCCAAAUGUUACUGCUGACUAUGUUGUUACAUGGAUCUACGGAGCAAAGCAGCAUCAUAACCUUGAAAUUGAUUAUAUUGGGAUAUGGAAUGAAAAAAAAUAUGAUCCAGUAUACAUCAAGGUGCUGAGAGAUACUUUGGACAGAGUUGGUUAUACAAAUGUCGGCAUCAUUGCUGCAGACGGAGACUGGUCCAUUGCAGCUGCCAUGCUGGAGGAUCCAUAUCUGAAUGAUGCUGUUGAGGUGAUAGGGUAA
Molecule: messenger RNA, 489 nt
Organism: Sinocyclocheilus anshuiensis
Lineage: Eukaryota; Metazoa; Chordata; Actinopteri; Cypriniformes; Cyprinidae
Product: galactocerebrosidase-like
Exons: 5
Coding region: 1-489 (162 amino acids)
Biological process (GO): galactosylceramide catabolic process
Cellular component (GO): lysosome
Molecular function (GO): galactosylceramidase activity
Source: RefSeq, a predicted model, not a curated record